AUGAAGGAGCAUAUCUUCUGGCGCAAACAGCGGAGGAAACAGUGGCAAGUGCUGGCAGAUCGUUCGGCCAUUUGCAUAAGGGAGUGCGAGCAUCUGUGGGCAGAGCAGUCGGAGGCGAGCUAUGAGUCGGGGACAAGCCAGCAGUCGGAGGCGAGCUACGAGUCGGGGACGAGCCAGCAGUCGGAGGCGAGCUACGAGUCGGGGACGAGCCAGCAGUCGGAGGCGAGCUACGAGUCGGGGACGAGCCAGCAGUCGGAGGCGAGCUACGAGUCGGGGACGAGCCAGCAGUCGGAGGCGAGCUACGAGUCGGGGACGAGCCAGCAGUCGGAGGCGAGCUACGAGUCGGGGACGAGCCAGCAGUCGGAGGCGAGCUACGAGUCGGGGACGAGCCAGCAGUCGGAGGCGAGCUACGAGUCGGGGACGAGCCAGCAGUCGUAG
Molecule: messenger RNA, 438 nt
Organism: Schistocerca nitens (vagrant locust)
Lineage: Eukaryota; Metazoa; Arthropoda; Insecta; Orthoptera; Acrididae
Product: variant surface antigen C-like
Exons: 2
Coding region: 1-438 (145 amino acids)
Source: RefSeq, a predicted model, not a curated record